CGGGGCGCGGCGCGGCGUGGCGUGUUAUGUUAUAUCCGGCGGGCGCUUCGCCGCUGCCCCGGGGUCCACGGGCCGGGGCCGGGGCCGUCCGCGCCAUGGAUACCUGCGACCUGUUCUCCAGCUGCAGGAAGGGGGACGUGGGCCGAGUGCGGUACCUGCUGGAGCAGCGAGACGUGGAGGUGAACGUGCGGGACAAGUGGGACAGCACCCCCUUGUACUACGCCUGCCUCUGUGGACACGAAGAGCUGGUGCUGUACCUGCUGGCCAACGGAGCCCGCUGCGAGGCCAACACCUUCGAUGGGGAGCGCUGUCUCUAUGGGGCACAGAGUGAUGCCAUCCGCCGGGCCCUGCGUGACUACAAGCAGGUGACAGCCUCCUACUGGCGGCGGGACUCCUACUAUAGCUUCCUGCUGCGCCUCCUGGAGCAGGGCAUCCACAGCGACGUGGUCUUCUUGGUGCACGGGAAGUCCUUCCGGGCACAUCGCUGCAUCCUGGGUGCUCGCAGCACCUACUUCGCACACAUGCUCGACACCAAAUGGAAGGGCAAGAGUGUCGUGGUCCUCAGGCACCCUCUGAUCAACCCCGUGGCCUUUGGGGCCCUUCUGCAGUACCUGUACACAGGCUGCCUGGACGUCGGUGUAGAGCAUGUCGGCGACUGUGAGCGUCUGGCCAAGCAGUGCCAGCUGUGGGACCUGCUCGGCGACCUGGAGGCCAAGGGUGAGUGCAUGCCCAGGCCUUGGGGCCUCAGGCAGCAGCUGGUGGGCCGCCCGGCUCCCUGAAGCUGCGUUCUCCCCUCCAAGCCAGGCACGUGUGUGAAGAUGCUGACCAUCGAGCCCCCGCAGGCAGACCCCCGGUUGCGGGAGGACCUGACCCUACUUGCCGACUGUGCCCAGCCCCCUGAGCUCCUGGGUGGUCUUGGGGAGCUGCCCUGCCCUUGCGAUGGCUUCAGCAGCUGUCCUGAUGUCUGCUUCCGAGUGGACGGUUACAGCUUCCUCUGUCACAAGGCCUUCUUCUGUGGCCGCAGCGAUUACUUCCGGGCCCUGCUGGAUGACCACUUCCGAGAGAACGAGGAGCUGGAGGCGUCAGGCGGCCUCCUGGCCAUCACCCUGCACGACAUCUCGCCCGCCAUCUUCACCCACGUGCUGUACUACAUCUACAGUGAUCACACCGAGCUGCCUCCCGAGCUGGCCUACGACGUGCUGAGUGUGGCCGACAUGUACCUGUUGCCAGGCCUGAAGCAGCUGUGUGGCCGUGGCCUGGCCCAGCUGCUGGACGAGGACAGUGUGGUGGGCGUGUGGCGCGUGGCCAAGCUGUUUGGCCUGGCGCGCCUGGAGGACCAGUGCACGAAGUACAUGGCCAAGGUCAUCGAGAAGCUGGUGGAGCGGGAGGACUUCGUGGAGGCGGUGAGGGAGGAGGCUGCGGCCGUGACAGCCCGGCAGGAGACGGACUCCAUCCCCCUGGUGGACGACAUCCGCUUCCACGUGGGCAGCACCGCGCAGACGUGCCACGCCAUGGAGCAGGCGGAGCAGCAGCUGCGGGCGCUGGAGGACCUGCUGGUGUCCAUCGGCCUGGACUGCUGAGGGCUGUGCACGGCGUGCUUUGUGAGUCACUAUGCCGGCAGGCACUCAGCGGGGCUCCCCUCUUGUGCCUGGGGACCCCGGGGAGGGGCACCUUGGGCUGAGGCCUCUCCCACAGCACAAACCAGCCCCAAGGCCCUGGGGCUGGGCACCACUCAGGGAAACUUGGCGGGCGGUCUCUUCGGGCCUACCUCCCCCGUCCUACCUGCUCCUGGCCCUCUCCUCGUGUGUUUUCCUGGGCAGAGGCGGGCAAUAAAGCUUGAAUUCAC
Messenger RNA from Mesoplodon densirostris (Blainville's beaked whale), 1846 nucleotides. It is a transcript of the gene ABTB1, whose product is annotated as ankyrin repeat and BTB domain containing 1. Gene Ontology annotation, molecular function: protein binding. The transcript is spliced from 11 exons. NCBI's taxonomy places the organism in Eukaryota, Metazoa, Chordata, Mammalia, Artiodactyla, Ziphiidae. The record is from RefSeq and is a predicted model, not a curated record. Gene Ontology annotation, cellular component: ubiquitin ligase complex; cytoplasm.